Brassicogethes aeneus is the source of this 2286-nucleotide messenger RNA. Lineage: Eukaryota; Metazoa; Arthropoda; Insecta; Coleoptera; Nitidulidae. The record is from the annotation of a GenBank genome assembly.
CUUCACUGGUUGUCAAAAUGCGCCAUUUUAUCUAACUUCUCGGGAGUGUUUGGUGCAAUGCUAUGAAGUUAUUUAUUUUGUCCGGUACAAGAAGAAUGUAGCAACGUUUGCAAAUUUGAAAAUAUUGUGGACUUUAAUUCUAUUAAUUAAAUACAAGGAUGACGUUGUUGAGCUGCCCUUUUUGUUGCAACGAGAAAUUCUCGUCGCAUUCCGCACUAAAGUACCAUAUACUGAGUAUUGUGGACAAUUUGUUGUGCCCUGCUUGCAAUAGCAGGUUUGAAAGUCUUAUAGAAUUAGCAGAGCAUGUAGGCAGAGAAUGCAAGGACGAGCCUGAGACCCCCAUAGUUAUAAAAAUAGAAAAUGAGGAGGUAACAAAUGAUGCAUUUGAGGCACAAGAUAGAACUGAAGAAAAUCAUGAAGUAGAAGAGACAAUUGAAAAUAUUCAGUUGCAUAUUGAAGAGGGGUCAAACAGUGUAAACCAAAGUAUUCUAGCGCAAGCUUUAAUGUCAAAUAGUGAGAAUGUGGAUGAAAGUGAAGAUAACCCAGAAGAAACUCUUUAUAAUUGCCAAAUGUGCGAUAUGAAUUUUAAUAAUAUUGAAGAACAUUUACAGAAUUAUCAUGAGGGAGAAGAAGUAGUAUUGGAAACUGAAGCAGUGGAAGAAAAUGACGAUCUUAAAAAUGAACUGGCAACGUACGAAAUGCAACAAGAUGCUGAAGACCAAGAAGAAGAUGAAGAAGAAGAAAACACCCAGCAACCCAACAAAAAUAAGAUGGUAUUGGAUGAAGCACAAUGCAUGGACAAAGAGGGAAGAUUAUACACGAGAAAGGUGGUGAAAAUCGAUAAAUUCUGGGAAGUGGAGGAUAACGCGGUUGAAUUGCAACCACCAACAUCGCAAAAAUACAUUAUAAAUAAUGGAAAAAUACAAGUCUUAACAGAGGAAGAGGUCGAAGCAAUCGAAAUGGAGGGCAAGGAAAAAGUUGUGACUGUUUUUAAAUGCGAUCUAUGCUCGUUGCAGUUUCCCAGUACUGAAAAUUAUUACAAACAUAAAUGUUCGUGGUCGAACACGAAGUUUAAGUGCACGCACUGUAAGGCUAUAUUCACUAAUUAUAAGUCGUUGCAUAAUCACAUGAAAUAUCACGUUAAUAGAGACCCUAGCGGGGAAGUGCGUAAAACAGUCACGCUGGGACCGUUCUUAUGCGAAGUUUGCAACACGAUGUUCCCCAGUUUCAAGUCGUUAAGGUUGCACAAGCGUAUGCAUGAUCCCAUAAAAACCAAAGAACCCGAGGCGCCGGUGAAUUACACGAUUUCCGGUGAGACAAUCGACGUCAACAGAGAAGAAAACAUCCGUAGCAUGUUCGUGUGCAACGUUUGCAACAACACCUACGACAAAGAGUACGAGGAGAUCCACAUGAAGUCGCACACAAACGACAACAACUACGACUGCGACGUGUGCAACCGCAAAUUCUACACGCAAGAAAACCUGGACAUGCACAUGAAGGCGCACAGCAACGGAAAAAAAUUCGCCUGCUCGUACUGCAAGAAGGGCUUCAUCUCCUUCGACUCCCUCCAGGAACACGUGAAAAAUCAGUGCCAAAAACGUCGCUACGAGUGCCAGUAUUGCGGCCGAAGGUUCGCGAGGCCGCACGAGAAGGUCAAGCACGAGCGCAUCCACACGGGGGAAAAACCGCACGUGUGCCAGCUGUGCGGCAAAUGCUUCAGGGUGUCGUACUGCCUGACGCUGCACAUGCGCACUCACUCCGGCCAGCGGCCGUACCACUGCGCGCACUGCGACAAGCGGUUCAAGUCGCACAGCGUCUACAACCACCACCUGCUGACGCACUCGGAUUUCCGAGGGUACCCUUGUCCGUAUUGCCCCAAGGCGUUCAAAACUAGCGUGCAGCUGGCGGGGCACAAAAACAGCCACACCAAACCGUUCGCGUGCAAGGAGUGCAACCGGCCGUUCGCGUCUCUGUACGCCGUAAGGGCCCACAUGGAGACGCACAAACGGGAGAACAACUUGAAGUACGACUGUUAUUUGUGCGGCGCAUCGUACGCGAGGUCGUUCGCUUUGAGGGACCACAUGAAAGCGCAACAUGGCGGCGACGAGGCCAACAGCGAAAUCCUCGGCAUGCCCGAAAACAACGAGGAUUUGUUCAUCGAACUCGAAACGGCGGUCAGCACGCAAGCGAUCCAGACGGAAAUGGAAGUGGAAGUCGAGCAGGAUGGUUAAAUUGUGUGUUUUUAAUUAUGUAUAUAGACAGUGAAUAAAUAUUUAUUAAGUACCU